Molecule: messenger RNA, 387 nt
Organism: Verticillium nonalfalfae
Lineage: Eukaryota; Fungi; Ascomycota; Sordariomycetes; Glomerellales; Plectosphaerellaceae
Exons: 3
Coding region: 1-387 (128 amino acids)
Biological process (GO): translation
Cellular component (GO): ribosome; mitochondrial large ribosomal subunit
Molecular function (GO): large ribosomal subunit rRNA binding; structural constituent of ribosome
Source: RefSeq, a predicted model, not a curated record
AUGAUUCAAUUAAAGACAAUGCUCAACUGCAUCGACAACUCGGGCGCUGCCCUCGUCGAAUGCGCCAUGGUCAUCGGGCGCAAGGGCGCUGCUCGCAUUGGCGACCGUAUCGUCGUCGUUGUUCAGAAGCACCGAGGCACCGACAAUGCAGGGUCCUCAAGCGCCAACAAGGUUAAGCGUGGAGAUAUGCGACAUGCCAUCGUGGUCCGCACCAAGGCGAAGUCACAGAGACGUGACGGCAGUGUGGUUCGCUUCGACGACAAUGCUUGCGUCCUUAUCAACAAGGCGGGAGACCCGGUUGGAACGCGUAUCAACGGAGUGGUCGGAGCUGAGCUGAGGCGCAAGCAGUGGAGCAAAAUUCUGUCAAUGGCGCCGAUGCAUGCAUAG